This is a messenger RNA of Austrofundulus limnaeus, 2206 nucleotides long. Its product is annotated as zinc finger protein Dzip1. Gene Ontology annotation, molecular function: SUMO-specific endopeptidase activity. Gene Ontology annotation, cellular component: cytoplasm; nucleus. The record is from RefSeq and is a predicted model, not a curated record. Lineage: Eukaryota; Metazoa; Chordata; Actinopteri; Cyprinodontiformes; Rivulidae. Gene Ontology annotation, biological process: proteolysis; protein desumoylation.
AUGUGGAGACCAGCAGCUACGUCACCCUCAAAGCGCCCGGGGUGUCGUUCGAUGUAAAACUUUUUCAAGGCUGUCAUUCAACGAUACAACUCCUACAGGACGCUGGUCUUUGUCUCCAUGGUAACCAGCCGGACGCCCUGCCUGUCGCCGUGAGGGGGCGGAACCAGCGUCUCUCAGCCAGAACCCGUGGAGGAUGCCGUUUCAAGAUGGAGUCUACUACCCCUACCGCAGCGAGACCCAGGGGACCCACUCCUCAGCGGGGAUCCCCUCCCUCCUGAACUCCCCACUCAGCGCCGCACCUGCAGGGAUGACGCCGUCCAGCGGCACCUCCACCUUCGCCCCCUUCAGGUUCCGCCCCCGCAGGGGCAGCGUGGACUGGCGCCGCAUCAACGCCGUGGACGUGGACCUGGUGGUGAGCCAGCUGGACGUGGACGCCCUGCAGGAGCACAUCGGUGCCGUGACCUUCUGCAGCCUGGACGGCGAGCGGUGCCAGCGGUGCCAGAGCCCCGUGGACCCGGCGCUGAUCAAGCUCCUGCAGCUGGCCCAGCUGACGGUGGAGUGGCUCCUGCACUGCCAGGAGUUCCUGAGCCUGAACCUGCGGGCGGCGGAGGAGCGGCUGGUGGCGGCCGGCGGCYAGCGCGAGCAGCUGCUGGCUCGCCUCGGGAAGCAGGAGGAGAAGGCGAAGGCGCUGACGGUGGAGCUGAAGCAGCGCAAGAAGAUUAUUUGCACCCAGCAGUCCCUGCUCGCGCCACGGAUCAUCAGCAGCCACAAGUGUCUGCACUGCGAUAAAUCCUUCCUGAAUUCCACCUUCCUUCAGAACCACACGCAGCGUCGGCAUCCCGAGGAGUAUCAGCUCCAACUGCAGUCCGACGGUGAGAAGAAAUCUCAGAUCGAAAGCCUCAAACAGGAGAUCAGCAGCCUGAAGGAGCAAAUAGUUCAGCAUGAGCAGGCUCUGCAAACCAAAAUAGCCGAGGAAAAGGAACAGCAGAACAUGCACAAGGAGCUGCAGAGAGAGCUGGAGCGCUUCAAGGCAGAGGAGAUGGCUCGCAUGGACAGGAAGAUCGAGGACAGCAGGGACGGGAUGCGCCGCGAGAUGGAGUUCCUCUACAACCGGAACAUCCAGGCUCUGAGCGAAGCAAGUCAAUCGUCCAAAAAAGAGAAAGCCGUCAGUCCUGUGAGCUUACAGCCAGAGAGGGACGUGGACGUGUACAGAGAGAUGCAGCUCCAAGCCAUCCAAAAGCUUGAACAACAGAUGAAGAAGCAGGAUAGAAAAUGGGAAUCCAGACUGCAAGAAAUCAAAGGUCAUCAUGAGUCUGAAAAGAAUCAGCUGCUGACCGAGCUGAGCCGGAUGCAGUUGUCCGUGUCGGAGCACCAGCAGCAGAGCCAGCAGCUGCAGCAGGAGAUGAGCCGGAAGCUGCAGGAGAUGAGCAGGAAGCUGCAGGAGAAGGAGCAAACUAUCAAGGCUCAGAGGGAGCAGAUAAGAUCAUUUUCCAAAACUCCACCCAGCAAAGUGGAGAAAACACCAGUUGUUGUCAACACACCGGUUCCAGAACCAAAACAUAAGAAAGUUGGACUCGAGGAGUCGGUCUCUGCUCUUAAACUGGAUCCGAUUCAGGAGUUGUCAGAAGAGGAGAAAGACUCCAGCAGCAUCUCUGAGAAACGGCCGGUGGUGAAGAAGCAGAGGACCCCCAGCAGCAUUCUGAAGAUGAACCCCAACAUGAAGAAGGAGAUGAGACCGGAGAUUGAACUCUCUGUUAUCAAGAAACUAGAGAGUCUGGGUGUCCGGAGUGAUCAAAGUCGUCUAAAAAACAAGGAGCUCAUAUCUCUCCUGGCCAAGCUGAACUCGAAGCGUGAAGCUGCAGCGAGAGCUUUGCCUGACUUCUGGCGCUGUCGGGAGGAGCAGACGGGCCUCGUGGAUCAGAAACUGGAAGCUCAGAGGAGAGGGAACCAAGCUGCUCCGGAUUCCCAGAGCAGAACCAAGCAGCUGGUUCAAGUGAUGCAGAGCCGCAAGCGGUCCAGCAGCCUGCCCUCCAGAGCCAGCCAGGUGACGGCUAACAUCAAACAGCCCAAGACCCCACAGCCGGCUCCAAGAACCAGAACCGUUCAACCCAAGACAUCUACACCCAACAGCAGGACCACUGGGAGGAUCAUCACCAGCAGAACCCCUCCAUUUAGUUCAGAUGAAGAAGAGGAGGAGGAGGAGGAG